GCUCUCUUCCUCUCUCUCCGAGUCCUUUGGAAUCUUGGUUUUUCUGUUUUGACAAGUAUUGGUUUCUGCUGUAUAUAGAUAUAACUAAUUGUUGCUGUUCUUGUGCAAAUAACAUUAGCAGAAACACAACAGAAGUACUAUAUUUCACUGCUCUCUCGUUCUUUUCUUUCGUCAACUUUUUUACUCGCAUGAUGACUACCUUCUUCUCUGCUUUUUAAUUCUUUAUUCUUGUACCACAAAAGGAAUCACUGAGAAAAACCACCUCAUUCCAUGCCCACCUUUAUCUCUUGGAUCAUGUACUUUAUUUUGCUGUGAUGAGGUAGGUGGAUCUGUUUUCAGAGACAAAUAGUAUUGCCUAACUUUGAUUCCUUUGUGAAAAAAAAGGAGAGAAUUCAGUGGAAGCUUCUGUAACGUGGGGAAAAUGUACAGGAGUCUUGAUGGACGUUUUGGCUUUCAUUUGGUUCAGUGAAUUCUAAACUGGGCCAGCUAGAUAGUUGUAGUAUGUUAUCACACUGAUUUCUACUGCGAUUCAAGUUUUGAGAAUCCUGUGAGUAAUUGAGGAUUAGAUUAAUAUCUCGAGGUUUCAUGCUAUGGCUGUCGAGAACGGGAGAAGUCGUGAUAAGAGUAUGGAUGAGGCCAGCACAUCAAAAAGCCAGGAGGUAGAGGAGAAAAGUUCUGCCGGAAAUGGGGACCAACAGAAGCAAGAGAAGAGCGAAGGAGAUGAGGAAACUAAAACAGUUCCGUUUAUCAAGCUCUUUUCAUUUGCGGAUUCUAAAGAUAUCUUUCUGAUGAUCCUUGGGACGGUUGGCGCUAUUGGAAAUGGAGCAUCCAUGCCAAUUAUGUCAAUACUGUUCGGAGAUCUGAUCAAUUCUUUUGGAAAAAACCAGAAUAAUAAAGAUGUAGUGGAUUUGGUUUCAAAGGUGUCUCUCAAAUUUGUCUACUUGGGAGUUGGUUCUGCUGUAGGUUCAUUUCUCCAGGUGGCUUGCUGGAUGGUCACAGGAGAGAGACAGGCUGCACGGAUAAGGGGUACGUAUUUGAAAACUAUACUGAGACAAGAUGUUGCCUUUUUCGACAAGGAAACAAACUCUGGAGAGGUUGUUGGUAGAAUGUCUGGUGACACUGUUCUUAUACAAGAUGCUAUGGGUGAAAAGGUCGGGAAAUUUAUACAGCUAGUAUCAACAUUCAUUGGCGGCUUUAUAAUAUCAUUUAUCAAAGGCUGGCUUCUUACUCUUGUCAUGCUAUCCUCCAUUCCCCUGCUUGUGAUAGCUGGUGCAGGAUUGUCCAUCAUGAUAGCUAGGAUGGCAUCUCGUGGCCAAACUGCUUACAGUAAGGCAGCGUCUGUAGUAGAACAGACUAUUGGCUCAAUCAGAACUGUUGCAUCAUUCACUGGGGAGAAGCAAGCCAUAAGUAAUUACAAGAAGUUUCUUGUCACUGCUUAUAACUCUGGUGUUCAAGAAGGCUUGGCUGCUGGAGUAGGUCUUGGCAUUGUUAUGUUAGUAGUGUUCUGUAGCUAUGCUUUGGCAGUAUGGUUUGGUGGAAGGAUGAUUUUGGAAAAAGGAUAUACCGGGGGUGAUGUGAUUAAUGUGAUUGUUGCUGUGUUGACCGGUUCUAUGUCUCUAGGGCAGGCAUCUCCUUGUAUGAGUGCAUUUGCAUCUGGUCAAGCUGCAGCUUAUAAGAUGUUUGAGGCUAUCAAUAGAAAGCCAGAGAUAGAUGCCUCCGAUACAAGGGGAAAGAUAUUGGAUGACAUCAGAGGAGAUAUAGAGUUGAGGGAUGUAUAUUUCAAUUAUCCAGCCAGACCUGAUGAGCAAAUAUUUUCUGGAUUCUCUCUUUUCAUCCCAAGUGGAUCAACUGCAGCAUUGGUUGGACAAAGUGGAAGCGGAAAGUCAACGGUGAUCAGUCUGAUAGAGAGAUUCUAUGAUCCACAAGCUGGUGAAGUUCUCAUUGAUGGCAUUAACCUCAAAGAGUUUCAGCUCAAAUGGAUUCGGGAGAAAAUUGGUCUUGUCAGCCAGGAACCUGUGCUGUUCACGUCCAGCAUUAAGGAUAACAUUGCAUAUGGAAAGGAUAUGGCAACUACCGAAGAGAUAAGAGCUGCAGCUGAACUUGCCAAUGCUGCUAAAUUCAUCGAUAAACUACCUCAGGGAAUAGACACCAUGGUUGGUGAACAUGGAACUCAGCUGUCUGGUGGACAGAAACAGAGAAUUGCAAUUGCAAGAGCCAUCCUGAAAGAUCCGCGAAUUUUACUUUUGGAUGAAGCUACAAGCGCUCUUGAUGCAGAAUCUGAAAGGAUAGUGCAGGAGGCAUUAGACAGGAUUAUGGUGAAUCGAACAACUGUAAUUGUUGCCCACCGUUUGAGCACUGUGAGAAACGCAGAUAUGAUUGCUGUUAUUUACCGUGGGAAGAUGGUGGAGAAAGGUUCACAUUCAGAACUGCUCAAGGAUCCUGAAGGAGCUUACUCGCAGCUUAUACGCUUACAAGAAGUGAACAAAGAGUCGGAACAAGAAGCAGAUGACCAAAAGAAGUCAGAUAUUUCUACCGAGUCCUUAAGACAUUCAAGUCAAAAAAUUUCACUGAAACGGUCCAUAAGUCGGGGAUCAUCUGAUUUUGGAAAUAGCAGUCGCCGCUCGUUUUCAGUGACAUUUGGUUUACCUACUGGAUUCAAUGCCCCUGAUAAUUACACGGAAGAAUUAGAAGCUUCUCCACAGAAACAACAAACUCCAGAUGUCCCAAUCAGCCGCCUUGUGUAUCUCAACAAGCCGGAGGUUCCAGUGCUGAUUGCUGGAGCUAUAGCUGCAAUUAUCAAUGGGGUCAUAUUUCCGAUAUUUGGUAUACUAAUUUCCAGGGUGAUUAAAACAUUUUUUGAACCACCUCAUGAAUUGAGAAAGGAUUCGAAGUUCUGGGCGUUGAUGUUCAUGACCCUUGGCCUGGCAUCUUUUGUUGUGUAUCCGUCACAAACAUACUUAUUUUCGGUGGCUGGUUGCAAAUUAAUCCAAAGGAUCCGAUCUAUGUGUUUUGAGAAGAUGGUUCACAUGGAGGUUGGUUGGUUUGACGAGCCUGAGCACUCAAGUGGAGCAAUUGGUGCUAGGCUCUCAGCAGAUGCUGCAACAGUGCGUGGUCUGGUUGGAGAUUCUCUUUCCCAGUUGGUUCAGAACAUAGCAUCAGCGGUAGCGGGUUUGGUCAUUGCCUUUGUUGCAUGUUGGCAAUUGGCAUUUGUAAUCCUUGUACUACUUCCUCUAAUAGGACUCAAUGGAUUUAUUCAAAUGAAGUUCUUGAAAGGAUUCAGUUCAGAUGCAAAGAAAAUGUAUGAGGAAGCGAGCCAAGUUGCCAAUGACGCUGUUGGCAGCAUAAGAACUGUUGCCUCUUUCUGUGCUGAAGAGAAGGUGAUGCAACUAUACAGAAAGAAAUGUGAAGGCCCUAUGAGGACAGGAAUAAGGCAAGGGCUGAUAAGUGGAGCAGGAUUUGGAGUUUCUUUCUUCUUACUUUUUUCUGUCUACGCAACUAGUUUCUAUGUGGGAGCACAACUUGUCCAGCAUGGGAAAACUACUUUUGCAGAUGUUUUUCAAGUUUUCUUUGCUUUAACCAUGGCAGCGAUUGGGAUUUCUCAAUCAAGCUCCUUUGCCCCUGAUUCCUCAAAAGCCAAGGCUGCAGCUGCUUCCAUAUUCUCCAUUAUAGACCGAAAGUCGCAGAUUGAUUCAAGUGAUGAGUCGGGAACAACAUUAGACAAUGUGAAGGGAGAAAUUGAACUUCGUCACAUAGGCUUUAAGUAUCCAGCUAGGCCAGACAUUGAAAUUUUCCGAGACCUCAGCUUAGCUAUUCAUUCUGGCAAGACUGUUGCCCUUGUUGGAGAAAGCGGAAGUGGGAAAUCAACGGUGAUCUCGUUAUUGCAAAGGUUUUAUGAUCCCCAUUCAGGCCAUAUAACUCUUGAUGGAAUUGACAUUAAAAGUCUUCAACUUAAGUGGUUGAGGCAGCAAAUGGGGCUUGUGAGCCAAGAACCAGUUCUCUUCAAUGAAACAAUCCGCGCCAACAUUGCAUAUGGAAAGGAAGGCGAUGCAACGGAAGCGGAAAUUCUAGCUGCGUCGGAGCUAGCAAAUGCACACAAGUUCAUCAGUAGUUUGCAACAGGGGUACGAUACCGUUGUAGGGGAGAGAGGAAUCCAAUUAUCCGGCGGACAGAAACAAAGGGUGGCCAUUGCUCGUGCCAUAGUCAAAAGUCCCAAAAUACUUCUGCUGGAUGAGGCUACCAGUGCACUGGAUGCCGAAUCUGAAAGAGUGGUUCAAGAUGCCCUGGACCGAGUAAUGGUGAACAGGACUACGGUCGUCGUCGCCCACCGAUUAUCUACAAUCAAGAACGCAGAUGUUAUUGCCGUGGUGAAAAAUGGAGUUAUCGUAGAGAAAGGCAAGCAUGAGACUCUGAUUCAUAUCAAAGAUGGUUUUUAUGCCUCCUUAGUGGCUCUUCACAUGAGUGCCUCAACUUCUUGAGUCACCACCUGCAAUAUUUCUGCCACCCCAUUUGUAGAAGUAUCAGAAAAAUAUAUCAGCAUCAGGUUGGUAUCAGAAAAAUAUCCCAACAUCGCGGUAUGAUUUAUUUUUUUAAAAGUAUAGUUAAAUAAAAAAUAAUUAAAAGAAACUAAGUUAAUAAACUUUGUAGAGUCAAUGACCAGGUUUACGAGUUUGACAAGGUAACCGUGGUUUUGCGGGUUUUGCAGGGUAUUUUUUUUAAUUGGACUUGAUUAUGUAACUGUUUAAUUUUCUUUUUAUCAUAUAGUUAAAAAAAAAAAUAGAUUUGGAAAAAAAAAACAUGUUAUUAAAUUUUAGAAAGUCCAUGGGCCUGUUGAUAUUGGUAUAUCGAGUUUAAUUUUUUUUUUAUAAUUUUUUUUUUAUAUUGGACUGAUUGAGAAUCAAGUUUUAUAAUUUGUUUUGUUUUGCUUUCAUCGAGUUAUCAUAAUCUUAAAAAAAGUUAUUAUAAAAUUAAGUAAAAAUAAUUUACAGAAACAACAAAGUUAUUAAACUUAUUAAAGUUCAUAAUCCAGGUUGCAAGGUGACCAAGGACGAUCCAAUCUGGCAUCGUUUUAAUAUAAAUUUUUAAAAAAAACUUUGUCAUAUUUUUACCGAUCAUCCAAGUUGUUUUUUUUUGACCAAUUAAAUUGAAUAAUUUACUUUGAAUUAGCUUUUAGAUUAUUUAAUUUGAAAUUCAAGCUAAAUAAGGAGUUGGACUCACAUGUUUUAAGAAUAUACUGCUAAAUUUUUUUUUUCAUGCUCUUAAUAUUUACUUCAAGUUUAGAAAAAAAAAACUGAUCCACGACGAAGAGUGCUGAAUAUGCUAGUACAUUUUAAGAUAUAUCAACAGCUCUAUGCUGAAUCUGAUGACUUUGAUGUUUAGAGAAAUUGACUGCCAUAUUAUUUUAACAAGACCUGCACCUGAAGCAAAAGGAAGAUUCACUGCAAAGGAACCAUGGAAUUAUAAAGAAGAUGAAACAGAGAUAGCAACUAUAAAACUUAAAUCUGAAAUAAUGGGUUUGGACCCAGUUCUCAUUUCAACUUAUGUUCCUGUUUCUUCAUUGGUGACUUUUUCCUCAUUCUUCUUUUCCAUCUUCAUUCUUGUAAUAUUACAAUCUUCCUUUGAAAUACCUGUGUUUCUUGCAAGGGAGGACUUUAAUGAGACAUUCCAUGCCUAUGAAAGAAGCAGUGGAUAUCUUAA
Populus trichocarpa (black cottonwood) is the source of this 5694-nucleotide messenger RNA. RefSeq names its product ABC transporter B family member 11. Bases 591 to 4475 code for a protein of 1294 amino acids. The transcript is spliced from 14 exons. NCBI's taxonomy places the organism in Eukaryota, Viridiplantae, Streptophyta, Magnoliopsida, Malpighiales, Salicaceae. Gene Ontology annotation, molecular function: ATP binding; ATP hydrolysis activity; ABC-type transporter activity. Gene Ontology annotation, biological process: transmembrane transport. The record is from RefSeq and is a predicted model, not a curated record. Gene Ontology annotation, cellular component: membrane.